AUGAUUUUUCCACUAUUGCUCAUGUUAUUAUGUAAUAUUUUAAUUGGCGCGGAGGUUAGCAAUUUGAAUUUUUUCUGUAAUUCUUGAAAAUUACCAUUUUUUUGAAGAAAUGCGUUUCGAACGAGGAAUGUGAUGCAAAAUGGCCAGAAGCAGAAUGUAUUCGAUCAAGGUUUGUGAGAAAAUUAGAGAAAACUACUGUAGUUUAAAGGAACAUGUGAAACUACUCUAAAACUUGCCACGUGUCAUUUUUUCCAGAUGUCGUUGUCCAAUGAAUACAUUGCGCAAAAAGAGUGCGUCACGUGGAUUUGUGUGUCUCGCAACGAUGGAUGCAAGUAAGUCAAGUUUUUCCGCGCCGCAAGGUUUCUCCCGGGGGCUUUGGGGCUUAUUUCUGGCAUUCCAAAUUUUGCAGACGGUCUCUCAGGCGCUCCUCUGACGUGUCCAACUCCUGAAGGUGCUGGUUAUCAGACAAUAUACCGUGAUGAAAAUGGCGAAAUUCUCAAAUGUUCUUCGAAGAAAAAUGAUUGUCCAGAUGGUUAUGAGUGUAUUCAAGGAUUAUCGAUUUUGGGACAAUUGGAUGGGGUUUGCUGUCCAAAUCAAGGUACUGUACUAUUUUAAAGGAACAUGGGAUUUAAAAAUGAUUUUUUUAAUAUAUAAAAAAAGGCCAGAAAUCCAACACAUCAAUGGAAAUUAGAAUUUCUGGCAUCUCAAUUUUUUAUGUGAUAACGAACCUAUGUUUUACAAAAUAUUAAUGUGCAGACCGAAAAUAAAAAAUCCCAUUUUUCCAGCCAAAACCUGCUCUCAUCCAAUUUUCGAUCAUCCGGAUGAUGGAUUUUUAACCCGUUGGGGAUUCGACGGCGAGCAUUGCAUUGAAUUCAAAUGGAAUCCCGACCGUCCUUCUUCGGCAAACAAUUUCAAAACUCGCGCUCACUGCCAAGAUUACUGUAUUCCCUCGGCAACGAUAAAUAACUUAUCCAAUUAUACACCAUUUUUCAUAAGAAAACGAAAAUAA
Messenger RNA from Caenorhabditis angaria, 1009 nucleotides. The record is from the annotation of a GenBank genome assembly. NCBI's taxonomy places the organism in Eukaryota, Metazoa, Nematoda, Chromadorea, Rhabditida, Rhabditidae.